Orbilia oligospora ATCC 24927 is the source of this 1728-nucleotide messenger RNA. RefSeq lists its product as uncharacterized. The coding region runs from base 1 to 1728 and encodes 575 amino acids. The transcript is spliced from 4 exons. The record is from RefSeq and is a predicted model, not a curated record. Lineage: Eukaryota; Fungi; Ascomycota; Orbiliomycetes; Orbiliales; Orbiliaceae. Gene Ontology annotation, molecular function: protein binding.
AUGGAAGAAAUAGAUUUCAGAGUCCAGAAAGAGCAAAGCUCGAACCAACGAUCAACCCUUUUGCAGGUCCCGGCGGAGGUUCUUGAAGAUAUAAUAGAAUAUAUACCAAAGGAAUCCCUUUCACCCCUCUCACAAACUUGCAAAAUCUUUUAUAAUCUCGUAACGCCCACCUUCUAUCCCCGAACGCUAAAGCUAUUCAUCUUGCGACCCGAGUAUGACUGGAGGAAUGGUCAUCAUCAUUUUACGUACCCCGCCAAACGCUGCGAACAGGGAUAUCUCGAUGAUCAAAAAUCAGAGAAAAUCCUAAAUGCGCCCGCCGGGUGGUUGAAACACGUCAAGGAGUUUAUCGUUGUGGAUUCAGCACACAGAUAUGAUGAUGUUUGUUGGAAGAGGAAGCAUAAGGGGCUUAAGAGGCCAGAUGAAGUUGUUUUGACGAUGAUUUUGAAGAGGUUAGGGAUGUUGGCGAAGGGCUUGAAAAGAGUGCUCAUCCCUCGUGAUAUUCCUUUGAGAAUGUUCGUCACGAUUCUCGAGUCGAUCCCAAAUCUCUGCGUACUGGAAGCCGUGAUCGAACCCCGCACUUUCUACCGCGAAUCUAGGGACCGUCUCCCUUACAAGUCUUUACUAACCACAGUCACUUCCCUAAACCUCGAACGACUGAAGUUCGGUUUCUCAGGCGAAAAAAUCGUAACCGGAAUGUUUCGAAUACUGGAACGGUGUUGCAGUACCCUACGGAGCUUGGAAAUCUCUGUUACGUUUUAUGACAAGGUAGAUUUCAAGGGUUUAGAAAAUAGUGGCGACGAAGGACCUGACUACAAGAAGCCGAAAUUGAAGUUUCCCGCCCUCGAGAAGUUAAAAAUUGACAUGAAUGGCGACGGUUCAUUCGCAGACUGGUUACUUCAUUUAUCAACAGACUUCCGAAAACUUUCAUCAUUAGCAAUCCACGCUGGUCAAGAUACCCAAGAGGUAGUAAAAUACCUAAUAUCAAACGGCGCGCCGAUCCACUCCCUUCAACUUACCGAUCGCGACUUCCCUGAAAAAGCCAACUCCGUAAAUCUAGAAGACGACGAAAGAGGAGUUAUCACGCUCCUAGAAACAAUAGGCCAUCUAGAUACAUUGCAACUAUGGUCAUUUGACGGCUGGGAUUUGAAAACGGUGUACGAUAUGCAUAGACAUACAUUGAAAAGGCUAUGGCUCAAUUGCCAUAUAUCUCACAAUCUUGAACAAGGACAGACGUGUGCUGUUGAGGAUAUCAUAUUUAGGGCUGAAAUUGAUAGGUAUACGUUUACGACUGAGAAUUGGCCGUUCUUGGAGGAACUUACGAUGCCAUGGCUUGGGAUUGAUAAGCUUCCACUUCACUCAGGUCUCCGCGUCCUCCGCCUUGAACACCUCCACACGAAAUCCACCCCUCGAGAGACCUAUAAAUCUCUUCUGGAACCAUACAUCACCAGCCUUCUCAAAUAUGCCGCACCAACAAAGCCAAAACUCGAAGUAAUAGUGAUCAUGCCAAACACAUAUAACAGGGGUUAUGAGGGCCAUGAUAUGACAUAUUUAUCUAUGGAUUAUAAUGAAAACGGAGAAGCCGUUAUUAAGACUAUGAAUUACAUGGUCGAUAUAUUGAAGAAGCACAAGUGGUCGUAUUUGUUUCAAGAGAAGACUUUGGCCCGGUUGUGGGAUGAUAGAGGGAUUUGGGAUUUACACAGCGGGAACUAUUAUGAGGGGUCCAGUUAA